GACCAUCACCACCAAACCAACCAACAACAACCUCAACUCACCAAAGAUAUACCAAUUAACAAACGAUGUACCAUCAAAACCAGAGACCCAGCUCACACCAAGAACUCAUCCCAUCAUCAUCCACAUCACCAUCACCAUCACCAUCCAGAAACCAACAACAACAACCCCAACAACAACAGCAGCUACGAACCAAAGAACAGAAACAACAUGCUUUCGGCGCCGAUUCUGAUGAUGAUGAUGAGGAGGAGAACAAUAACAACAACAACAACAACAACAGCGAUAGCGAUGAAGACGAUGGCCUCGGGUUCCAAGUCUACAAAGAUCAAGCUUCGACUCCUCGUUAUCUUAAUGUAAACACAGGGCCCCCUACCCCGAGCAGCGCUCAAUCGAAUAACAUGACGGCGAUGCAACAACAGACGAAGAGAGGAGGAGGAGGAGUUGCAGGAAGCAUGAUGACCGGGACGACGAAUCGGGGGCCACCAUCGUACCGAUAUCCGCCCGAAGACUCGCAACAACACUCGACGAUGCAUUCGCAAAUCUCGCCGACGACGAUGACCUACAAGCCCGCGCCCUCGGACCUGGUCCAGAUGCCCGCCCUCGGCUCCGACUGGACCAAGGACGAGUCCAAGCGCGACAAGGAUUGGGAGGGCAAGGACACCCUGAUCGAUAAGACGAAAUGGCUCGACCGCAAACAGAAGAUCCGCAGUAAGAAGCAGGUCGUCGAUAGUCAGUUCCGCGACUUCCUUGCCGGAAGAAGACGGCUUGGGGGCUGGUUCACAAGGGUCAUGGCGCUCGUCUUGCUGCUCUUUUCACUCUUACUGGCGGUCCUAUUGAUCUACUUCCUAGUACCAAGGGUUCCGGAAGUAGCCUACAACAACGAGACGACGUUUACCGGCGACAGCGCAAAUGGACUCAGUUUCCAAACCCUUGAACCCGUCAGGUUCGAGUUCAACGGGAAAAUCAACCUGGCAAUGACCGCCAAAAGCUCCUAUGUUCAGCCCAAAACGAGCAUCAUUACCGUCAUCAUCAAGGACUUGUCGUCGGCCGGCAACCCCGUCGAGGUCGCCAGAGGCUCGAACUCGGACUCUCUUAGUAUCAGUAAUAAGGAGUACACGCCGUUCUCUGUCGACCUUAAUUUCCGUUACUCGGCAAAUUCGAGUAAGGAUCCGGUGUGGACAGCAUGGCACGAAGCAUGCGGCCACAAAUGGCCCGGGAAGGAAGACCGGCCCAAGCUCCAAAUCGGGAUCAUUGUCUUGUGGUCGCUCAAAGGUCGCGCCGGAACGUUCGAGGAACGCACAAUCUUGAAUGACUUUAUGUGUCCCGUCGAGCUUCCGGCUAGUGCUGCUUGAUCUUUUUAUUCCUUACCCUUAUUAUUUGGUUUUCUUCUUGGUUUGGAUUGGUAUUUAAACUCGGUUAUUUGUUCAUGCUCUUCAUUUUAUUUAUAUGUAUACACACACACCCACUCAAAUCUAUCAACACCUUCUUUCCUUCCUUCUCUCUCUCUUUCUCAUUUCUUUUAUUUCCAUUGUUCAACCAUUGGCAACUUUUUUUUUUUUUUUUUAU
Puccinia graminis f. sp. tritici CRL 75-36-700-3 is the source of this 1563-nucleotide messenger RNA. RefSeq lists its product as uncharacterized. The transcript is spliced from 4 exons. Bases 66 to 1349 code for a protein of 427 amino acids. NCBI's taxonomy places the organism in Eukaryota, Fungi, Basidiomycota, Pucciniomycetes, Pucciniales, Pucciniaceae. The record is from RefSeq and is a predicted model, not a curated record.